AUGGCCGGCGUCCGCAUCUACCGUCGCCGCCGCUACCACUGGCCCGAACUCCAGCUCAACCUCUGGCUGAUCAUCGUCUUAUCGGCCAACGCCAUCUGCCUAGGCAUCUUCGCCUGGUUCAUGUCCGUCCAGAACGAGCUGCAUCUGGAUAUACCAUGGCUCUUCCCCUACAUGACCGUCACCGCCGCACUCGGCCUCUUCUUCAUCAUCCUAAUCUACGUCCUGACGGCCCAACGCUUCCUCCUACCCGGCAUCAUCCUGGUCGGCAGCUUCAUCCUCUUCGCCCUGUGGCUGACCGGGUUGAUCGAGACCAGCCUGCAGAUGUACGGCGUCGUCGCCAACGUCGACAGCAACUGCCGCAACUACAUCCUCAUCAAGGACCACCCCACCGGCGAUAAUCUCCAGACCUUGGCGUGGUUGACCGAGAGUACCAUCUGUAACUGCUGGCGAACGGCGUUUGCGUUCGAAUUGAUCAAUACCAUCUUCUAUGCCUGGAUGAUGAUCAUGUCGUGGCAGGUGCAUCGCGAUAUCUAUCGAUGAUGUUCCUAUUUGCUUUCUCUUUGAAAUACCGACUUUACAUAGUAGUAUAAGUUUAGCGAGGCGGAUGGGAUGUGAGACUGGAAAAACCAACCGAUGAUUUUUAUGAUUGGAUGACUUGAAUCGUGAUGUGAUGGAUGUGAGAUGAUUGCAUGACUGGACUCUAUUGGCAGCUCUGAUGUAUG
Messenger RNA from Aspergillus japonicus CBS 114.51, 722 nucleotides. RefSeq lists its product as uncharacterized. The record is from RefSeq and is a predicted model, not a curated record. The transcript has 3 exons. Lineage: Eukaryota; Fungi; Ascomycota; Eurotiomycetes; Eurotiales; Aspergillaceae. Bases 1 to 540 code for a protein of 179 amino acids.